UUUUUUUGUGUUGAAUUUUGUCUUAAUAAAGCACAAAUCUUUUAUUUUUUAUAGAAAGAAAAAAGAGUGAGUUUUUUUUUUCUUUAAUUUAAAAGAUUUUCUAUUUUGAAAAUUUGUGGCCCUUCUUUUUCUCAAAGUUUGGAUCAGAAGGUGUGUGUUUUAUGAGGUUCUGUCUGUAAUUAACUUCAAUUUUGAAGCUUUUUGGCAACACUUGCACAAAUUAUAUUUUCUAAACAGAGAAAAGACGUUUCGUUCUAAAUUGGAAUUUAGGGCUUUCUUACUCUUUCAAUCUCUCUGUUCUCUCAAUCUUUUUGCUUUCCACCACUUUCUGGUGUUUACAGAACCCAAUUUUCUAGUUUUAAUGUUUCCUUCUUUACAAUGUGAAUCUUGAGGUCUCUAGUAUAAACUUUUAACGUUUUGAUCCGUAUUAGGGUCUUGUAAUUGAAGGGAAUAAGAUUACAAUUAAAAUGAUGUUAUCGGAGUCACCGGCGUCAACGGUGACAAGGAGCUCACUGGAGGAAAUGCUGGACUCAAUAAGGCGGAGAGAUGAGGCAAUGGAGAAGUCUAAAGACCUGCCACCUGCUUUGCCAGCUCGGCCAACCUCAAGGGCAAGACUUCCCUCUGCAAGAAAAUCACUGCCUACAGACUUUAAGGUUGGUGCUAAUGGUCAAUUGGAAAGCAAAGUGGAAACUGUUGUUGAAGUUGAUAAAAGGAAGGAUGAUACAAAGAGGAAGGAGAAGGAACUUGGGCAUAAGACAGGAAGUUUUGGAAGUAAGAAGAUGCGAAAAGAUCAGAAUUGUGUGGAUUCAAAUCCUUAUGCAGAAGAGAAGAAUGAGGCAGUUAGAGGGCCUGUUAUUGCUUCAAUGUCCAAGGCAGAAGAGCCAGACUGGGACGACAACAUUGGUUAUUUUAUCAAGAAGAAACUACGCAUUUGGUGUCAGCUUGCAAAUGGGCAAUGGGGAUCAGGGAAAAUACAAUCAACUUCAGGGGAUGAAGCAGUUGUUUCACUUUCAGCUGGAAAUUUCGUAAAGGUGUCCACAGCAGACCUCUUGCCUGCAAACCCAGAUAUCCUUGAGGGUGUGGAUGAUCUUAUAAAGCUUAGUUAUUUAAAUGAACCGUCAGUCCUUUACAAUCUUAAGCACCGGUAUUCUCAGGAUAUGAUUUAUAGUAAAGCAGGGCCAGUUUUGAUUGCUUUCAAUCCAUUUAAAGUUGUGCCACUUUAUGGAAAUGAAAUUAUCGGGGCUUACAAACAAAAGCUUGUGGACAGUCCUCAUGUUUAUGCCAUAGCAGACACUGCUUACAAUGAGAUGAUGAGAGAUGGAAAAAAUCAGUCCUUAAUCAUAAGUGGUGAAAGUGGGGCUGGUAAAACUGAGACAGCAAAAUAUGCAAUGCAAUACUUGGCUGCUCUUGGUGGUGGCUCUGGUGGCAUAGAAACUGAAAUUCUUCAAACCAACUGUGUGCUUGAAGCAUUUGGAAAUGCAAAAACCUACAGAAAUGGCAACUCCAGUAGAUUUGGAAAGCUGAUUGAAAUUCAUUUCAGCUCAUUGGGGAAGAUAUGCGGUGCUAAAAUACAAACUUUUCUGCUUGAAAAGUCGAGAGUAGUUCAACUGGCCAAUGGUGAAAGAUCCUACCAUAUCUUUUAUCAACUAUGUGCUGGUGCUCCAUCAAUCCUUAGAGAGAGAUUGAAUCUUAAAAUGGCUAGCGAGUAUAACUAUCUUAACCAGAGUGAGGGUUUGGUAAUUGAUGGUGUUGAUGAUGCCCUGAAGUUUGAAAAGCUUAUGGAAGCCCUGGAAAUUGUUCAAAUUUCUAAAGCAGAUCAAGAACAGGCAUUUUCUAUGCUUGCGGCAAUAUUAUGGCUUGGAAACAUAUCGUUUCAAGUAAUUGACAAUGAAAAUCAUGUAGAGGUGUUAGCCGAUGAAGCUCUGACCAAUGCUGCCAGGCUGAUGGGUUGUAGCUUCCAUGAGCUGAUGCUUGCUUUAUCGACCCAUAGAAUUCGAUUUGGAAAGGAUGAUAUUGUUAAAAAAUUGACAUUCCGUCAGGCAAUUGAUAGAAGAGAUGCUUUAGCAAAGUUUAUCUAUGCAAGCUUGUUUGAUUGGCUUGUGGAACAGAUUAACAAAUCACUUGAAGUAGGCAAACUGCGCACUGGAAGAUCCAUUAAUAUCCUUGAUAUUUAUGGGUUUGAGUCGUUUAAGAAUAAUAGCUUUGAACAAUUUUGCAUCAAUUAUGCAAAUGAGAGGCUGCAGCAACAUUUCAACCGGCAUUUGUUUAAACUUGAGCAGGAGGAAUAUGAUGAGGAUGGAAUUGAUUGGACUAAAGUUGAUUUUGAUGACAACCAAGAUUGUUUAAACCUCUUUGAGAAGAAGCCUCUAGGGCUACUAUCUUUGUUAGAUGAGGAAUCAAAUUUCCCCAAUGCCACUGAUUUGACCUUCGCCAAUAAGCUUAAGCAGCACUUGGGUGGCAACCCUUGCUUUAAAGCUGAAAGAGGAAGGGCUUUUGUAGUUCGGCAUUAUGCUGGAGAGGUUGUGUAUGAUACAAAUGGCUUUCUUGAAAAGAACCGAGAUCCUCUACACUCUGAUCUCUUCCAGCUACUAUCAUCAUGCAGUUGUCGACUGGCACAGUUGUUCGUCUCCAAAAUGUCUAAUCAAUUCGUAUCCAGUUCCUUUAACCAAUCUUAUGGACUGGAAUCCUCAAAGCAAAGUGUUGGUACUAAAUUUAAGGGUCAACUCUUCAAACUAAUGCACCAGCUGGAGAACACCACACCUCAUUUCAUUCGCUGCUUAAAACCAAAUUCUAAGCAGCUCCCUGGUGAGCAUGAAGAUGAUCUUGUGCUACAACAACUCCGAUGCUGUGGAGUAUUGGAGGUUGUUAGGAUUUCAAGGUCUGGAUACCCUACCCGAAUAACUCAUCAAGAUUUUGCACAAAGGUAUGGAUUUCUACUUUCGAAUACAAGUGUAUCUCAGGAUCCACUAAGUAUAUCAGUAGCUGUUCUGCAACAAUUUAACAUACUCCCUGAAAUGUAUCAAGUUGGUUAUACCAAAGUGUAUCUUCGUACAGGCUCGAUUGCCAAAUUGGAGGAGAGUAGAAAGCAAGUUCUGCAAGGAAUACUUGGGGUCCAAAAAUACUUCCGUGGCUCUCAAGUUCGUCGUGAUCUAAAUGAACUAAAAAGAGGAGUGACAAUAAUACAAUCAUUUGUUCGUGGUGAAAAUGCCAGAAGGAAUUAUAAUUCUAUUGCAAACAGAUGCGCGUUUAGGAAUGAGGGACCUCCUACCAUGGUUGAUAAGAAGCUGAUGGCAGUCAUAUUCUUACAGUCUGCAAUUCGUGGGUGGUUGGCUCGGAAGCAAUUUAGUGACAAGCGCAAACUGAAAGAAUUACAUGAGAAUAUAAAUUCUAGAAGAAAGCAUGUAAAAAAGAUUUCGGAAGUGAAGGUCCUACCACAAGAGCAGGUUGAUAUUCAGGCUAUGAUUUUGACAGAGCUUCAUAGAAGAGUUGCUAAAGCAGAAGUAGCUUUGCUACAAAAGGAAGACGAAAAUGCUUCAUUGCGGGAGCAACUACAACAGUUUGAGCGGAGGUGGUCAGAAUACGAGACAAAAAUGAAAACAAUGGAACAAACAUGGCAAAUGCAGAUGGAAUCAUUGCAAGCAAGUCUUGCUGCAGCCAGAAAGAGUCUUGCUGCUGACAGCACUGCAGGUCAACAUGGAAAACUUGAAAGUUUUUCAUCACCUCACUAUUAUGAUUCCGAGGAUAACAUGUCUACAGGAGUUCAAACCCCUGGUAGCAACACACCCAACAAAAGUUCUAUUGCUAUUCCUGAUGUAAAAUUAGGGAGAGAGACUAAUGGUCCUAUAAAUGCGGUUAGCAUUCUGGCAAAGGAAUUUGAGCAGCAGAGACAAAAUUUUGAUGAUCAUGCCAAAGCAUUAGCUGAGGUUAAAUUAGGACAACAAUCAGCUUCCGACAAGAAUCCUGAUGAAGAACUUAGGAAAUUGAAAAUCAGGUUUGAGGACUGGAAGAAAGACUAUAAGGUAAGAUUACGAGAAACAAAGGUAAGGCUUCACAAAGUUGGGCGUGGAGAAGGUGAUAGAAGAACCCGAAGAUGGUGGGGAAAGAUAGGACCGAGAGGGUUCCAACGGUCCCAUUUUUGAUAUUAUAUUCCGCUUAGGGUGGGAGAGAGAGAGAGAGAGAGAGAGAGAGAGAGAAGCGGAGGAAAUGCAACAGAUAUGAUGUUACCAAGCUGCCAGUUGCUUUCCUUAACUGUAAGUGGUUGCUUUGCUUCUUAUAGAAAGAAUAAUUGAUCUUUCUAUGUUGUGAGAGUAGCAUAGUUGAUGAAAUUGUAUUUAUGCACCCACCAAACUGUUGAUUGGUGGGUCGAUUGGUGAUCUGUGUAUAGUCAAAUAGGUUUGUUGAGAGAUUUCAGCUCCACUCUCUCUUUUUUCUCUUUUUGGCAAAGGUAGGUUAGGCUAUUUGUAUAUAUGCUGUUAUCAUAGAUGUAAUCCUAAACUUGGUAGUACUAAGCAUGAAAAUAUGGAAGGAAAAAUGUUCAUAUUGCC
Messenger RNA from Ricinus communis (castor bean), 4544 nucleotides. RefSeq names its product myosin-2. Gene Ontology annotation, cellular component: vesicle; actin cytoskeleton; cytoplasm. Bases 468 to 4139 code for a protein of 1223 amino acids. Lineage: Eukaryota; Viridiplantae; Streptophyta; Magnoliopsida; Malpighiales; Euphorbiaceae. The record is from RefSeq and is a predicted model, not a curated record. Gene Ontology annotation, molecular function: ATP binding; actin filament binding; microfilament motor activity. Gene Ontology annotation, biological process: actin filament organization; vesicle transport along actin filament. The transcript has 25 exons.